CAGGUCGGCGCCGAUACUCUCGGUCCGGGCGCUUCCCCGCCGGGCCGGGGGAUUGGCUCUGCGACCGCUUCGUCCCAGAAUGCAGCGCAUGGCGCGUCAUUGAAGAGAGACCAUGAUGGCGGCGGCCGUGGCUGCGGGGGGGGCUCCUGAGGUGAUCGCUCAGCUGGAGAACGCGGCCAAAGUGCUCAUGGCACCACCUUCCAUGGUCAAUAAUGAACAACGCCAGCAUGCCGAGCACAUAUUCUUAUCAUUUAGAAAAUCAAAAUCACCAUUUGCUGUUUGCAAGCAUAUUUUGGAAACUAGUAAAGUGGACUAUGUCCUUUUUCAAGCUGCCACAGCAAUAAUGGAAGCAGUUGUGCGAGAAUGGAUUCUCUUGGAAAAAAGUAGCAUCGAGUCACUGCGAACAUUCCUUUUAACCUAUGUCUUACAAAGACCUAACCUUCAAAAGUAUGUUCGGGAGCAGAUUCUAUUAGCAGUAGCAGUAAUAGUGAAACGAGGAUCAUUAGACAAAUCGAUUGACUGCAAGAGCAUUUUCCAUGAAGUCAGCCAGUUGAUAAGCAGUGGUAACCCCACUGUGCAAACUUUGGCCUGUUCCAUUUUAACGGCUUUGUUGAGCGAGUUCUCAAGUUCAAGUAAAACCAGCAACAUUGGACUAAGCAUGGAGUUCCAUGGUAACUGCAAACGAAUAUUUCAGGAGGAUGACCUUCGGCAGAUCUUCAUGCUAACAGUAGAGGUACUACAGGAAUUCAGCAGACGUGAAAACCUCAAUGCUCAGAUGUCUUCAGUGUUUCAGCGUUAUCUUGCACUAGCCAAUCAGGUCUUAAGCUGGAACUUUCUUCCUCCAAAUUUGGGCAGACAUUAUAUAGCUAUGUUUGAAUCCUCACAAAAUGUGAUGCUAAAGCCAACAGAGUUGUGGCGUGAAACCCUCCUGGACAUCAGAGUUAUGGAGCUUUUCUUUACAGUACAUCGAAAAAUCAGAGAGGAUACAGAUAUGGCACAAGACUCUCUACAGUGCCUAGCACAGCUAGCUUCUCUGCAUGGGCCAGUCUUUCCUGAUGAAGGUUCACAAGUUGAUUAUCUGGCACAUUUCAUUGAAGGAUUGCUGAAUACUAUCAAUGGAGUUGAAAUAGAGGACUCUGAAGCAAUGGGAAUCUCCAGUGUUUUCAGCAACCUGAUAACUGUGUUUCCUCGCAAUGUUUUAACUGCCAUUCCAAAUGAACUUUUCUCUUCAUUUGUUAACUGCCUCACACACCUCACCUGUUCUUUUGGGAGAAGUGCUGCACUGGAAGAAGUGCUUGACAAAGAUGACAUGGUAUACAUGGAGGCAUAUGAUAAAUUGCUGGAAUCCUGGCUUACCUUGGUACAAGAUGACAAACAUUUCCACAAAGGCUUCUUUACCCAACAUGCUGUUCAGGUUUUUAAUUCUUAUAUUCAGUGCCACCUAGCUGCUCCUGAUGGUACAAGGAAUUUGACUGCCAAUGGUGUAGCCUCUCGGGAGGAAGAAGAAAUAAGCGAACUGCAGGAAGAUGAUCGAGACCAGUUCUCUGACCAGCUGGCCAGUGUAGGCAUGCUAGGAAGAAUUGCUGCAGAACACUGUAUACCUCUUCUUACAAGUUUAUUAGAAGACAGAGUGACAAGGCUCCAUGGUCAGUUACAAAGACAUCAGCAGCAGUUACUUGCCUCACCAGGAUCAGGGUCAAUUGACAAUAAAGUGCUUGAUGACCUGUAUGAGGAUAUUCAUUGGCUUAUUUUAGUCACAGGCUACCUCUUAGCUAAUGAUACUCAGGGAGAGACUCCAUUAAUACCUCCAGAAGUAAUGGAAUAUUCCAUUAAGCAUUCAACUGAGGUUGACAUCAAUACAACACUUCAGAUCCUGGGAUCUCCAGGAGAAAAGGCCUCUUCCAUCCCAGGGUACAACAGAACUGAUUCUGUAAUUAGGUUAUUAUCUGCUAUUCUAAGAGUUUCAGAAGUAGAAUCUCGAGCAAUAAGGGCGGAUCUAACACACCUUCUGAGUCCACAAAUGGGAAAAGAUAUUGUAUGGUUUCUUAAGCGUUGGGCAAAGACCUAUCUCCUAGUGGAUGAAAAACUGUAUGACCAGAUAAGUCUACCAUUUAAUACAGCAUUUGGUGCAGACACAGAGGGUUCCCAGUGGAUUGUGGGUUACCUCUUAGAAAAAGUAAUCAGUAACCUGGCAGUAUGGAGUUCUGAGCAGGACCUUGCAAAUGACACUGUACAGUUGCUAGUAACAUUAGUGGAAAGGAGAGAGAGGGCAAAUUUAGUAAUUCAGUGUGAGAAUUGGUGGAAUUUAGCUAAGCAGUUUGCGAGGCGAAGCCCACCUCUUCACUUUUUGUCCAGUUCUGUGCAGAGAACACUAAUGAAAGCUCUAGUUUUAGGAGGUUUUGCUCAUAUGGACACAGAUACAAAACAGCAAUACUGGACAGAGGUACUUCAGCCACUUCAGCAGCGAUUCUUGAAUGUGAUAAAUCAAGAAAACUUUCAACAGAUCUGUCAAGAGGAGGAGGUGAAACAAGAAAUCACUGCCACACUAGAAGCACUUUGUGGCAUUGCUGAGGCUACCCAGAUAGAUAAUGUAGCAAUACUCUUUAACUUUCUGAUGGACUUCCUUACCAAUUGCAUUGGAUUAAUGGAGGUGUACAAAAACACACCAGAGACUGUUAACCUCAUAAUAGAAGUUUUUGUUGAAGUUGCACAUAAACAAAUAUGCUAUCUCGGAGAGUCCAAAGCCAUGAAUUUGUAUGAGGCCUGCCUGACUCUACUUCAAGUAUAUUCCAAGAAUAAUUUAGGUCGGCAGCGAAUAGAUGUUACAGCAGAAGAGGACCAAUACCAGGAUCUUCUUCUUAUUAUGGAGCUUCUUACUAACCUUCUGUCAAAAGAAUUUAUAGAUUUCAGUGAUACAGAUGAAGUAUUUAGAGGACAUGAGCCAGGACAAGCUGCAAAUAGAUCGGUGUCAGCAGCAGAUGUAGUCUUAUAUGGGGUUAAUCUAGUUCUGCCAUUAAUGUCACAGGAUCUGCUGAAAUUUCCAUCUCUGUGUAAUCAGUACUACAAAUUAAUCACCUUCAUCUGUGAGAUAUUUCCUGAGAAAAUUCCUCAGCUUCCAGAAGACCUUUUUAAGAGCCUAAUGUACUCAUUGGAGUUAGGGAUGUCGUCGAUGAGUUCUGAGGUUUGCCAACUCUGUCUGGAAGCUUUAACACCAUUAGCAGAACAGUGUGCAAAAGCACAGGAAACAGACUCAUCACUAUUUCUAGCAACAAGGCACUUUCUUAAGAUGGUCUUUGAUAUGCUGGUACUACAAAAGCACAAUACAGAGAUGACAACUGCAGCAGGUGAAGCAUUCUACACAUUAGUGUGUUUGCAUCAGGCUGAAUAUUCAGAACUAGUUGAAACAUUACUAUCAAGUCAACAAGAUCCAGUCAUUUACCAGCGGUUAGCAGAUGCAUUCAACAAGCUUACUGCAAGCAGCACUCCUCCUUCACUGGACCGUAAGCAGAAGAUGGCCUUCCUAAAGAGUUUAGAAGAAUUUAUGGCAAAUGUUGGUGGACUCCUCUGUGUAAAAUAAACAACAACAAAACUCUAUGCCUAAUUUAGACCCUUUCUGCAAAAUGCACUGAGAAAUGCUGAAAGCUGACUAAACCUUGUACCUGUUUCUGGGUUCUUUGCAGCCAUCUCAGAUUUUAGAGAGCCUGGAAGUUUGAUAUAACACAGUUGAAUAGGAGAGGUCAACUUUGAAUCAGCUUCUGCUAUUGUGUUAGUCACAAUCUGUCAUUACUUGUAUGUUGUAGAGAAUGAACAAAAAAUUGAAAUUUAAAAGAAAAUUCCAUAUAUGUGCAAACAGAUAUGGGCACAGUGAAAAAUAGUGCCUUUUCCCCAUUAGCUUAAAACAUAAGUGGCUGGACAAACUUUUAAAGAUUUUUUUUUUUUUUCUGAAAACCAUAUUAGAGUAUGAUGUAGACACAUACAAAACUGUCAACCGUGUAGCUGAUUGAAGCUUUAUUUUUUCUCUCUGAAGAUUGAGUUUAUGAUCCAAGGGAAAAACACCAAAUGGUAUUUUUUUAACUUGUGUUUAGUUUUGGUUUUCUACAUCACCUGAUGUUGCAUGUUUUAUGUAAUACAGGUUUCUACAUUAUAUUCUGCUGCCUAAAGUUCAGAAGGAAAAAGGUGUAUAUUUUUGUUCCCCUAAAAUGAACUUUAGGAACUGUAGCCAUUUCAUUGCCUUAAUUUAAAACAAAACAAAAAAAAGUGAUAUACUUUAGACAAGAAAUCUAAGGCAACAUUUGAGUCUUCAGAGUUGGUUCAGGAUGUUGGCAUUAAGCUGCUGUGUACCUGUUGCAGCCCUUUUUGUUGACAUGUGUUAUGUUGGGGUGUGAGUCUAAUGCAACAUUCAUGUGUAGUUUUACUUUCACUAUCUGUUUUAAUCCACAUCCAAGUCACGCACAGCUGCAACGUAUUUCUACACUGAACUGUUUGCUUAAGCAAUAACAAUUCAAAGGGUGUAAAUUAUUGAUUUAUACAAACUGUUUUUAAGUUGGGGCAUUAGAUAAAAUAAUUAUGCUAGACUAGGGGUUUCAAACUCUAUUUUACCCAAGGGCCAUAUACAUUUGAUUCAAGGGUUGGAAAGAUAAUUAGGAUUUGUGGUGAUUUUUUUCCACCAUCACCUCCAGAUUUGUGGUGCUCUCCUCUGCUCUCACUCAGUUUUGUGUGUCAGCACUUGAGAAGUUAAGAUGUACAUACAUUUCAUCCUGCCAACUGAUAGACGGAUAUAGUGGAACAACAAGGGAGAGUAACACAAGAAUACGGAAGCAAGGCAUACUUUGCCAGUAGUCAUAAACCUGACAAAACUGAGGCAAACGCACAUUCUGCAUGCCAGAUAAAAUUGCUUUUUGUGAGGGGUGUGGGUGGGGAAGAAUUUGGCCCUUGGGCCUUGUGCUUGAUACCUCUGCUAAAUUGUGCUGUUGAAUGUUUUCCAUGUGGUUUUUACAUUUAUAUAAAAUGUACAGAAUAUACACCUUUACAGUGCUGUGUAUAGCAUCAUGUUUGCAACUCUGUGCCAUCCUUCAGCUGUUCAUCUCAAAACCAAUCAUAUUACCCAAAAUGGCAUAAGUCUGUAGCACUGUGCUAGUCAUAGUGAUUCAGGACGUACUUUUUGAGUUAAAUUCAUGCAUGUAACAAUGUGAAUGGAAUACAAGGGCAGAAAGUGCCAUCUUUUCAACAGAAUUUUUUCACUUUUAUUUUAAUCCACUGUUAAUAUGAAAACUGGGCUGAAGCAAACACACACUUUAAAAGGUAACCAUAAAAUUUGUUAGACAACAUCCCUUCACAGUUAAUAUUGUAUAUCGUCUAUUUGAAC
Molecule: messenger RNA, 5365 nt
Organism: Terrapene triunguis (Three-toed box turtle)
Lineage: Eukaryota; Metazoa; Chordata; Testudines; Emydidae
Gene: XPO4
Product: exportin 4
Exons: 23
Coding region: 113-3577 (1154 amino acids)
Biological process (GO): protein export from nucleus
Cellular component (GO): cytoplasm; nuclear pore
Molecular function (GO): nuclear export signal receptor activity
Source: RefSeq, a predicted model, not a curated record